This is a messenger RNA of Cylicocyclus nassatus, 976 nucleotides long. The record is from the annotation of a GenBank genome assembly. Lineage: Eukaryota; Metazoa; Nematoda; Chromadorea; Rhabditida; Strongylidae.
UACAUUUUUGAAGAUCGCAUUCGAUGGAGCAAAGGCAACCAUCUAUCUGUUAAAAGAUUUCGAGAGUCGUUCAUUAGAACCUACGGCCAUGAACGCGAGGUGGAUGUUUUUAUUCUUGAAGAUGGAAGACCCCUACGAGUCGUAGACGUAAUGCUAUCACGAAAAUUCUACUCUAAAGAGUUGCAAAUGUUGAGAUGUGCUAUGCUUAUGGAAGGAUAUCUUUCGUAUGUGGGACUCUUAGUGCCAAAACCAUUAACGGAAGAGAGUUUCGAUACAUCACGGUGGAGAAUAGAUAGGACCGCGCUUCUAGAAAUUAAUUUCUACUACACAAUGAUUGAGUCAUUAUUUGUUAGCGAUCGCUUCAAUCUGUCCGAAGAUUGUGAUGCCAAUAUUUUAUCAAUUGGUUUAGGAGGUGGAACAGUUACUAGCUUCCUGCAUCAAACAUUUCCUCGGAUGGAUAUAACCGUUGUGGAGAUCAGCGGACAAAUGCUGAACGCAGCUAGAAAGUGGUUUGGCCUUUUAGAAGAUGAUCACCAACGAGUCAUCCUGACCGAUGGAAUUACAUUUCUAGCUGAAAGGGCUAAGAAAGGAGCUUCUUACAACGCAAUACUGCUGGAUGCAUGUUUGCCACAGUUUGAAAGUGAUUUUCUUUGCCCUCACAAAUCAUUUACCGACGAAGAUGUUUUGAAAAAUAUCGCGACUUUGCUGUCCAAACAAGGUAUAUUAGUUGUCAAUGCUCUAUCCCCUAGGUAUGCCAACGAUUUAUAUUCCUAUAAAGACGACAAACCGUAUCAGUACUUAGUCAAAAAAUUCAAUACAGUUUUUGGACAUUGUGAGAGGCAGAAAACCGGCUCGCCUAAUCAGAUAAUUUACUGCUUACAUCAAAGUCCCAUGCCGAAGCUUCGUAUCAACACACAGCAGUUUCUUUCUGAGAAGGCGAACAUAAUCACGCAAAAGGGAGCAUAAUUGAUACGGU